CCUGCCACAAUGCUGCUGCUCAGUCUGACCCUUAACUUGGUCCUCCUCGGCUCCUCCUGGGGCUGCGGCAUUCCUGCUAUCAAGCUGGUACUGAGCUUCAGCCAGAGGAUUGUCAACGGAGAGAAUGCAGUGUCGGGCUCCUGGCCCUGGCAGGUGUCCCUGCAGGACAGAAGCGGCUUCCACUUCUGCGGGGGUUCCGUCAUCAGCCAGUUUUGGGUGGUCACUGCUGCCCACUGCAAUGUCAGCCCUGGCCGCCACGUUGUUGUCCUGGGCGAGUACGACCGAUCAUCCAAUGCUGAGCCUUUGCAGGUCCUGUCCAUCUCAAAGGCCAUCACGCACCCUUUCUGGAACCCCACCACCCUAAACAAUGACCUGACACUACUGAAGCUUGCCUCCCCUGCCCGGUACACAAAACGUGUCUCACCAGUCUGCCUGGCUUCCCCAGGCUGGGGACGCCUCAGCGGCAUGGGCAAUACGACCCCAGUGCGCUUACAGCAGGUGGCUCUGCCCCUGGUCACCGUGAAUCAGUGCAGGCAGUACUGGGGCUCACGCAUCACCAACUCCAUGAUCUGUGGGGGCGGCGCAGGGGCCUCUUCGUGCCAGGGAGACUCCGGAGGCCCUCUCGUCUGCCAGAAAGGGAACACAUGGGUGCUUACUGGCAUCGUCUCGUGGGGUACCAGCCACUGCAACGUGCGCCAGCCUGCCAUAUACACUCGGGUUAGUAAGUUCAGCACCUAGAUCAACCAGGUCACAGCCUACAACUAA
Neomonachus schauinslandi (Hawaiian monk seal) is the source of this 765-nucleotide messenger RNA. RefSeq names its product chymotrypsin like (gene CTRL). The record is from RefSeq and is a predicted model, not a curated record. Lineage: Eukaryota; Metazoa; Chordata; Mammalia; Carnivora; Phocidae. Gene Ontology annotation, molecular function: serine-type endopeptidase activity. Gene Ontology annotation, biological process: proteolysis.